UUUCACCCCUCACCUAAACACAAAGAUUUGUGAUUGUUGGAGACAGUACUCUAACAAUGGAGAAAGGUGUUAGUUUCCUAGUAACUGUGGCCCUCAUGGCAUUGGCUUCAUCUUUUGCCUCUGCCUCUGAUCCAAGCCCCCUGCAGGACACUUGUGUUGCCAUUGAUGAACCCAAGAAUGCUGUGUUUGUAAAUGGAAAGUUCUGCAAGAACCCAAACCUGACCGUCGCCGAGGAUUUCUUCUCUAAAGGGCUGAAUAUUCCAGGAAACACAUCAAAUCUAGUGGGCUCAAGUGUCACUACAGUAAAUGUUGAUGUGAUACCAGGACUGAACACUCUUGGGAUAUCACUGGUUCGUAUCGAUUAUGCACCCUAUGGUCAAAACCCUCCUCACACUCACCCUCGUGCCACUGAGAUCCUCACUGUCUUGGAGGGAACUCUCUUAGUUGGCUUUGUCACAUCCAACCCUCAAAACCGCCUCUUUAGCAAAGUCCUCAACAAGGGUGAUGUUUUUGUGUUCCCUAUUGGUCUCAUUCACUUCCAAUUCAAUAUUGGGCACAUGAAUGCAGUAGCCAUUGCUGGUCUGAGCAGCCAAAAUCCAGGUGUAAUCACCAUAGCCAAUGCAGUGUUUGGAUCAAAUCCACCAAUCAAUCCUGAUUUCCUGGCAAAGGCCUUCCAGUUGGACAAGAAGGUGGUUGAAUUCCUUCAAGCACGAUUCUAGUGGGGAAAUAGAGAAAAUGAAGAAGCUAUGAACCUUUGAUUUGCUUGCUUGAAUGACUAUUUGUGAUGUUCAUUUACCUCGUUACAAUUAUCCUAGAAUAAGAGGGUUUAUUACUUUCUUUUGUAGCUCUUGUGUUGUGGACUUUGGUCCUAAUAUUAAAAUAAAGCAGUUUGUCUGUUAGGCAUCUUCUUCUC
Messenger RNA from Vitis riparia (riverbank grape), 913 nucleotides. Its product is annotated as germin-like protein subfamily 1 member 7. The transcript is spliced from 2 exons. Gene Ontology annotation, molecular function: manganese ion binding. Lineage: Eukaryota; Viridiplantae; Streptophyta; Magnoliopsida; Vitales; Vitaceae. Gene Ontology annotation, cellular component: cell wall. The record is from RefSeq and is a predicted model, not a curated record. The coding region runs from base 57 to 719 and encodes 220 amino acids.